Ilex paraguariensis (yerba mate) is the source of this 465-nucleotide messenger RNA. The record is from the annotation of a GenBank genome assembly. NCBI's taxonomy places the organism in Eukaryota, Viridiplantae, Streptophyta, Magnoliopsida, Aquifoliales, Aquifoliaceae.
AUGAGCCACUCAUGGUCAACAUCUUCCAUCACCAAUCAAAAGCCUGAUAAAGCAAUAACCCAACAUGCCACGAAGACUUACGUAAAACUAAACUGCUUAAUAGAUGGCGGUGGCAUUUCUCUGGACAGAGGAGCAAAAGCAGAUGAUCUUCACCCCUCCAAGCUUACAGGAAAAGGAGAAUCUCUGGAAUUUAAUCAAACAUCUAGUGACACUUCUACAACGAGUCCACUAGCUGUGCCGCAUGGAAGCAAUAAUAGAAUUGCAUGGGAUACCCUGGGACAACAAAGAUCAGAAGCUCUGGAGUCACUACUUGAACUUUGUGCACAACUACUUAGACGAGAAAGGCUAGAGGAACUUGCAGGUGUACUGAGACCAUUUGGGGAAGAAGCCGUUUCAUCAAGAGAAACAGCUAUUUGGUUGACAAAAGGCCUAAUGAGUAUUCAAAAACAAGGUGAGGAAACCUAG